Osmerus eperlanus (European smelt) is the source of this 1677-nucleotide messenger RNA. Its product is annotated as carcinoembryonic antigen-related cell adhesion molecule 5-like. Bases 2 to 1465 code for a protein of 487 amino acids. The transcript has 12 exons. The record is from RefSeq and is a predicted model, not a curated record. NCBI's taxonomy places the organism in Eukaryota, Metazoa, Chordata, Actinopteri, Osmeriformes, Osmeridae.
CAUGAAAGCUGCAACAUCCAUUGCUCUUGCCUUGUCCUUACUCACAGGACUGUGUGUUGGAGUAGGAGUGUUAUCAUACCGCACAGAUGCAUUAAUUGGAGGGAACGUGAUUUUCAAUACAAACCUUGAUCCAACAGACAAUCCUUAUACGAAAAUAGCCUGGACUGUUAAUGGUAGAGAUAUAAUCGUCUUAACCUCUGCUUCAAACGUGACGGAACCAGGUUAUAAAGACAGGAUCUCUCUGGACACAUCCACUGGAUCCCUAGAGCUCACAGGUCUAACUUUAGGAGACAGAGGGAACUAUUCGGUGGAGUUCAGUAUUUCAGCAGAAGUCAUUUUAAAUGGAUCCACUGAAUUGGUUUUGCAUGAGGUGAUCGUUAAUGCUACCAUCAAAAAACCCCUGGCUACCUUGGUAGAAGAUAAAGACUCCACCAACCUGACCUGUGCUGCUGCUGGCUCCAUCAGCACCAGAGAGUGGAUGAAGGAUGGUGUGCCUCUCUCUCUCAGUGACAGAGUCAGCCUCUCUGGGGACAACAGCACAGUCGGUAUAAGUCCUGUGAACAGAACCGACAAUGCUGUUUACCUGUGUCGGCUCAGCAACCCUGUCAGCUCUGCCAGUGUCUCCUAUAACCUCGUGGUAAACUUCGGACCAGAGCUCAAGACCAUACUGGCACCAGAGAUAGCUGAGGUUGGCACCACCACUCUCCUAUACUGCUACGUCAGGUCGGUGCCACCUGCCAAACUCACCUGGCUGUUCAAAGGGGUAGAAACAGGCGUCCAUGAAAACGUUUACGUCAUUGAUGAGAGCAGUCACAGUGACAGUGGGGACUACACCUGCACUGCCUCUAAUGACCUGACCGGCCGCACUCAGAGUUUGACCCACACUCUGACAAUAGGAGAUAGGCCCUCCAGCCCAGCGUUGAGCCCAGGAGCAGCAGCAGGCAUAGCUGUAGCUGUGACGCUGGUUGUGGUGGCCUUAGUUGUGGGCCUCUACUGUGGCCUGACCUACCAUCUGAACUCGACUAAAGGCUCCUUAGGCGCAGGUAGAGAGACAGAGAGGAAACACACCCAGCAGAACCAAGCCAGCCAUGACAGAGGGCAUCUUAACCUUCAGUUCAGGUCACAUGAACCCAAAAUCAAAACCAGCAGAGAUCCCCAAGAGAUGAUGAGGACCCCAGGUAGAGAAACAGAGAUGAACCACACCCAGCAGAACCAAGCCAGCCAUGACAGAGGGCAUCUUAACCUUCAGUUCAGGUCACAUGAACCCAAAAUCAAAACUAGCAGAGAUCCCCAAGAGACGAUGAGGACCCCAGUUUCUGGAGACCGUGAUUGGAUCUAUCAAAACGUUUCACGUCUGACAACAAGAGUUGUAGAAGCUCCUCCUCUCCCCCCUAGAACCCAGAUACCCCGAGGCAGAACACGACCAGAUUUGGAGUCUGAAUAUGAGACUAAGAUUUCCAGUUAAUACCAGUCCGGCGUGUUCCCACCCCAUCCUCACGGUUGGUUCUGGACAGCACCCAUGGUUCUGGUCGCCUGAGUCACCUCUUCUCUCUAAUAGGGGGUUUGAAUGCUUUCGGAUGCUGUCUUCUCAAGUCGGUCAUCAAUAAUGCAUAAAGACCAUUUAAAUUAUAUUUAAUAAUAAAACAAUAUCAUGCUUUUUGAAAACUAUACAUUACU